AUGGGCUACGACAUUGGGUGGCUAAUACCGCGACUCCGGAAUCCGGGUAGACUGUGGUAUUGUGCCAGCUCAAUCACAGUCGCAGUUGUUGGCCUCUUCAGCAAGAUUAUUGUAGAGUUCCUGAACAAGACGACAGUGUACAAUCGCGAAGCGCUGGCUCGCGCGGUGCACCGACCCCGUGAGGUGCCACUUCUCACUGUCUCCAAUCACCACUCUUGUUUUGAUGAUCCGGGACUCUGGGGUAAGAAACAAUUUCAAUAA
Messenger RNA from Pieris macdunnoughi, 261 nucleotides. Lineage: Eukaryota; Metazoa; Arthropoda; Insecta; Lepidoptera; Pieridae. The record is from the annotation of a GenBank genome assembly.